Molecule: messenger RNA, 1010 nt
Organism: Durio zibethinus
Lineage: Eukaryota; Viridiplantae; Streptophyta; Magnoliopsida; Malvales; Malvaceae
Product: ras-related protein RABB1b-like
Molecular function (GO): GTP binding; GTPase activity
Source: RefSeq, a predicted model, not a curated record
UGAUUCGUAUAUAAUUUCCGCGUCCAUGAAAAAAAAAUGCUCUCAAUUCCAACCAAAACCAUAACUUUAACUAAGCAAGGACAAACUUGAUAACGUGUCGUUUAAUCAAACGUCACUGGAUCUCUUUCUUCUACGUUCCCAAAUUUUUCUUCUUUCUUCUUCUGAUAGUGUAUCCAGAGAGAGCUAAGAAGCUUGAGACGACGACGUAGAAAGCCAUGUCUUACGAUUAUCUUUUCAAGUACAUCAUCAUCGGUGACACUGGCGUGGGAAAAUCAUGUUUGCUCUUGCAGUUUACAGACAAGAGAUUCCAACCAGUUCAUGAUCUAACCAUCGGUGUUGAGUUCGGUGCUCGGAUGGUCACCAUUGAUGGCAGACCCAUCAAGCUUCAAAUUUGGGAUACUGCUGGGCAAGAAUCCUUUAGGUCCAUCACUAGAUCUUAUUAUAGAGGAGCAGCAGGAGCUCUUCUGGUCUAUGAUAUAACCAGGAGAGAGACAUUUAAUCAUCUAGCAAGCUGGUUGGAAGAUGCACGGCAGCAUGCAAAUCCCAACAUGACAAUCAUGCUAAUUGGGAACAAGUGUGAUCUUUCUCACCGGAGGGCCAUUAGCAAAGAAGAGGGUGAACAGUUUGCAAAGGAAAAUGGGCUUUUAUUCUUGGAAGCAUCUGCGAGAACAGCUCAAAAUGUUGAGGAGGCCUUCAUAAGGGCUGCUGCAAAGAUCCUUCAGAACAUUCAGGAAGGAGUCUUUGAUGUGUCCAAUGAGUCAUCUGGCAUCAAGAUCGGCUAUGGGCGUGCCCAAGGUCCAUCAGGUGCAAGAGAUGGAGCAGUUGCCCAGACAGGUGGCUGUUGUGGUUAAUAGGAAUGGAAACAAUCCGUCACCUGUAUUUGAUCCUUAUGUCCAAUUUAUUUAUACAUUACACUGCCUGUAUUUGAUCAGCCAUUAAAGGCCGAGUGUCAAGUCCGAAUUUCAUCACUUAAACUGGUUUGAACAAUUAAAAUGAACGUUACUUGAAAA